Messenger RNA from Salvelinus sp. IW2-2015, 2781 nucleotides. Its product is annotated as inward rectifier potassium channel 16-like. Gene Ontology annotation, cellular component: plasma membrane. The record is from RefSeq and is a predicted model, not a curated record. NCBI's taxonomy places the organism in Eukaryota, Metazoa, Chordata, Actinopteri, Salmoniformes, Salmonidae. Gene Ontology annotation, biological process: regulation of monoatomic ion transmembrane transport; potassium ion import across plasma membrane. Gene Ontology annotation, molecular function: inward rectifier potassium channel activity.
UGUUGUUGCACCUGUACCAGUCUCUGGUUCUUCCCUCCACACAGGAAGCAGCCUCACACAGAGGUAGACCGACUCCAGACUACUUUUGUAACAGAUCUUACAGGAUGAACAAUGACUACACAGAGAUUAGUCCCUCUGAUCCCUCUGUCGACGCCUACACCACUCCCCUGAUCGCCGUGAAGUCCGAGAUAGGCUACCAGCACAAGAAGCGUCGCUACGUCCGCAAAGAUGGCAAUUGCAAUGUCCUGUUCCGCCAUGUUCCUGAGGAGUGGCUCAUGUACGUCACCGACAUCUUUACUACGCUGGUGGAGAUAAGGUGGAGAGUUAUGUUCCUCAUCUUCACCCUCUCCUACACCCUCUCCUGGCUCUUCUUCGGCAUCCUCUACUGGGUGAUCGCCCUGGCUAACGGCGACAUGAGGGACCCUACUAACGCCCCUUGUAUGUACGAGGUGAGGGACUUCACCGCGGCUUUCCUAUUCUCACUGGAGACCCAGACCACAAUCGGUUAUGGUUUUAGAGGGAUGUCAGAGAACUGCAUGGUGGCAAUCAUCGUCGUAACCGUGCAAGAUGUCAUCAGCUGUUUUAUUGAUACAUUUGUCAUCGGUAUCGCUGUGGCAGAGAUGGCAUCGACACGGAAACUGACGCAGACGGUAGGCUUCAGCAACUGCGCUGUCAUCAACUUGCGAAAUGGGCGUUUGUGCCUGUCAUGGAGGAUCGGGGACUUCCGCCAGCACCACAUGGUGGAGGGGACGGCUCGUGCUCAAAUCUUCCGCCCCACCAUGCACGCCACUGGGAGGGUGGACAUCAACUACAAGGACCUGGAAAUCAAACAGAGUGAUAUUCUUUUAGCCAUACCAACCACCAUCUUCCACAUUAUUGAGCCCGGUACUCCACUCUACCGCAUGAGCCUGGAGGAUCUUCGGAAAGACGACUUUGAGCUGGUGGUGUCCUUCACCUACACGGACGACUCAACGGGCAUCCUGCACCAGACUCGCACCUCCUACACACCCGACGAGAUUCACUGGGGACAUCUGUUCCAAGAUAUGCUGAAUGUAAACCUGAAAUACUACAAGGUAGACUACUCCAUGUUCCACCACACUGCUAAGGUCCUGGUUCCGGAGGUCAGCGCAGAAGAGUACGAUCAAAUUAAGCUUCGGCGUUCCCCGCGCCACUCCCCGCGCCACUCCCCGCGCCACUCCCCGCGCCACUCCCCGCUCCACUCCCCGCUCCACUCCCCACACCCCAAUCGCCCAAGCAUUAAUUGCAAACCCCCGAUUGUGACUGUGGAACUGGUAAACGGCACCACAGAACCUGAGGUACAUGCAGCCACGGUUGCUACUAUCGCAGCAGUUUGCGAGGACCAAGGACAUUUGUGUCUUCCAAGGAACUCCAUUCUGACGUAGAUGUUCUGCUGACAUGGCAAUACCAACACAAUUUCAUUGUAACUGGCCAAUGGUCAUUCAGAAACAUGGCCAUUGCAGUCUGCCUUUACUAUUGUCCAGGCUCUGUACGCUGAAGUUGCUUUCAAAUGCUGAAAAGACAAAGUUGAUUGUUUUCACGAUAUCUAAGAUGAAACCUCAGACUCUUCCACGUACAGUCAAUGUGCAGGACAAACAAAUAGAAAGACUAGCAACUAAGACAUACUUUGGUUUCUCGAUAGAUGAAUGUCUCACCUUUAAACCCCACAUUGUACGUAUUGUACUUUGGUUUCUCGAUAGAUGAAUGUCUCACCUUUAAACCCCACAUUGUACGUAUUGUACUUUGGUUUCUCGAUAGAUGAAUGUCUCACCUUUAAACCCCACAUUGUACGUAUUGUACUUGGGUUUCUUGAUAGAUGAAUGUCUCACCUUUAAACAUCAUAGGUCUUGUGAAAAAGCUUAAGCUCAAGUUUUUAUUUUGGUAUUAAGUCAUGUUUUUCAUUAGAAGCAAGAAAGAGGCUUGUUUCCACUACUUUCUUACCUGUAAUUGAUUCUGGUGAUAUCCUGUACAUGUAUGCCCCUGUGAUGUCAUUACGUAUGCUGGACUGUGUACCCUGUGAUGUCAUUACGUAUGCUGGACUGUGUACCCUGUGAUGUCAUUACGUAUGCUGGACUGUGUACCCUGUGAUGUCAUUACGUAUGCUGGACUGUGUACCCUGUGAUGUCAUUACGUAUGCUGGACUGUGUACCCUGUGAUGUCAUUACGUAUGCUGGACUGUGUACCCUGUGAUGUCAUUACGUAUGCUGGACUGUGUACCACGGAGCACUGCAGUUUGUUACUAACUCCAAAGCCCUCACUCAUCACUGUACCCUCUACAUGAGAGUGGACUGGUCUUCCUUAGCUCUUCGCAUAUGAAGUCAUUGGUACGUUUCUAUUUAUAAGGCCAUAUUGAGACAGCUCCCAUUUUACUUGUGUAACUACAUUGUCCAGCAGACAAAUGAAAACGAUUGCCCUGCGCUCACAUGACUGUGUUUUGUUGAUUGUGCCAAAAGCCCGUACAGAGCUAGGUGAAAACGCUUUCCGGUUCUCUGCUCCUUCCGCUUGGAACAAGCUUCAAAAGGCCCUGAAAUUACAGGAGCUCGUCCCUUUAAAUGAGUUUAAAGCUUGGUUAAAUUCUAUAAUGGAAAAUGAAUUUAAAGCUACGUUAAACUCUAUGAUAUAAAAUGAAGUAGGGGGCUGUCAAUGUUUUGACUGCUAGUUUUACCACACAUUCCCAAACCAUCUUGCUGUUCAAUGUGUAAAUAGAUUUUUUUUUAACUGUAGUGCUUUGUGUUUUAUGUUUUAAAUGUUUCUGCAACUUUG